This is a messenger RNA of Bombina bombina (fire-bellied toad), 1250 nucleotides long. RefSeq names its product G-protein coupled receptor 54-like. Gene Ontology annotation, molecular function: G protein-coupled peptide receptor activity. The coding region runs from base 1 to 1155 and encodes 384 amino acids. The record is from RefSeq and is a predicted model, not a curated record. The transcript has 5 exons. Lineage: Eukaryota; Metazoa; Chordata; Amphibia; Anura; Bombinatoridae. Gene Ontology annotation, cellular component: membrane. Gene Ontology annotation, biological process: neuropeptide signaling pathway.
AUGAAGGAUACAAGUGGCACCCCAUACCCUUUGCAGUUGCUGCCAGGGGCAAGCGAGAAUUCAUCACUGCUCUCUUGUUUCAAUGAGUCUGUGGAGGACUCAAAUAAGCAGAAACAUUUAUUAACACCUGAGUGUAAUGGCUCAACAAACGCUGUUAAUCAGACACCCCCUUUGCUGGUGGAUGCCUGGCUAGUCCCGCUGUUCUUUGCUCUCAUCAUGCUUGUGGGACUUGUUGGGAACUCCUUGGUGAUAUAUGUCAUAACUAAACACAGACAAAUGAGGACCGUCACUAACUUCUAUAUAGUUAACCUAGCUAUCACGGAUAUUACAUUCCUGGUGUGCUGUGUGCCUUUUACUGCCAGCCUCUAUCCACUGCCCAGCUGGGUGUUUGGCGAUUUCAUGUGCAGGUGUGUGAAUUAUCUCCAGCAGGUUACUGCUCAAGCAACAUGUAUAACUCUUACGGCAAUGAGUGUUGACCGCUGCUAUGUAACAGUAUAUCCACUGCAUUCACUGCGUCACCGAACCCCUCGUAUGGCCAUGGCAAUUAGCCUAGGCAUAUGGAUAGGUUCCUUGGUACUAUCUAUUCCAUUUGCAAUGUACCAAAAGCUCAGCACCGGAUAUUGGUACGGACCACAGAUAUACUGUAUAGAAGCCUUUCCUACAAUUAUCCAUCAGAAAGCUUUCAUAUUGUACACAUUCCUUGCCGUCUACCUUCUGCCGCUGAUAACAAUUUGUGUCUGUUACGCAUUCAUGCUAAAACGAAUGAGCAGGCCGGUUGUUGAACCUAUUGACAACAACUAUCAGGUUCAGCUAUUGGCAGAAAGAACGGAAGCCACAAGAACAAAGAUUUCCAAGAUGGUCGUAGUUAUAGUCUUACUCUUUACCAUCUGCUGGGGGCCUGUUCAACUGUUCAUUUUGUCCCAAGCGUUUGAUUCUGGUUUUCAACAGAGUUAUGAAACCUACAAACUCAAAAUCUUUGCUCAUUGCAUGUCCUAUUCUAACUCCUCCAUUAACCCUAUUGUUUACGCUUUUAUGGGAGCCAACUUCAGGAAGUCUUUUAAGAAAGCUUUUCCGUUCAUUUUCAAGCAGAAGGUUGCGUGUACAACUAGAGCAGUUGGUAACACCGAAAUGCAUUUUGUAUCAUCAGGAACCUGAUUUUACCAGGAAUCAUUUUACAAACAAUUGCAAUAAAGUUCUCAGUGCACAUUAGAUAAUAAAAUGAAAAAAUAAAAUGUUUGAAAUUGAGAUAA